CGCUAGCUCAGUCAGUCAGUGAGUCAGUGAGUGAGCUGCAACAGCUUAAUCAGACAUGAAGCAAGAGAUUUCUAAUAUCGUGGAUACCUUACAGCGAUUUAACAUGGAUGGGGACGCCGAAGAAUACUGCACUGUGCGCCAUUUCUCCAUAUCUGGUCGGAAAGUGGUCAACAGAGGUGAUUCAUUCAAAGUGAAGAAAUCAACAAGCGGCCAUAGCGUUGCCUCUAUCGGCUCCACAGGAAACGAUACUGAAUCCCCCCGCAUGUCUCCGACACCCCCCGCCCCGUACAGCGUCGCCGUCCUGGGUGCCCCGUCAGUCGGGAAGUCUUCUCUCGUAUCUCAGUUUAUGACCUCAGAUUUCCUCCAUGCCUUCGAGACUUUCACAGGUGACCGCAGUGACAAGACAGUUACCGUAUUGCUGGAUGGUGAAGAAUCAGAGCUUACUUUCACAGAUCUGCCGUACGCAAUUCUCAAGCGAAGGGACCUACUCCAGGCAAUCCACGGUUUCUGCGUGGUCUACUCUGUCACCGACCGGGCCAGUUUCCACCAAGCAGAACUGACCUUGCAGCAGCUGGCCGCCGAUGGAUCUAUCGACCACAAGGCCGUAAUCUUGGUGGCCAACAAGGUGGAUCUAGCCCGUGGCAGGACCGUCUCCGAACAAGAGGGUCGAAUCCUCGCAACGGCCUGCAACUGCAAGUUCAUCGAGUGUUCAGUGGUGAUCUGCCAUCACGUGGACGAGUUGCUGGUGGGGCUGGUGGCACAGAUGAGGCUCAAGUUGGGUGUAGCGGCAGUGGGGACAGCGGGAUCAGUGGGGACAAAGCGUGGGAGAAAGUACAGAGGAGCCAAGACAUCCUCAAGUUUCCGCGGCAUCCUCAGCAAGCUCCGCCUCACCAAAUCUAACUCGUGCCAUAAGCUCCAUGUCCUGUAGUUGAGGCAAUUUUGAGGACACUCAAUUAAUUCCAGUUUGAGGGAGCACACGGUGAAAAAGACUGUUCAUUCGGAAGAGAUAUUCUUUUCAGAAAAUAAUGCUUUUAUUCUUCAAAGCUAAUGCCACUGUAAAGUGUACUCAGAAUUCUACGAGAUGAAUCUAAAUUUAACUGUAAUCCAACCAUUUUCAAACUAAUAUUUUUAUAUUCUAUUAUUUUUUUGUAUCCUGACGACACAUCAAUAGUCCUUUUGGAUAUAUAAAUCAACUAUUGAAAAGAAGAAAUAAGUACUUCAAGUUCCUAUGCACAGUAAUAACUGAUUUUAUUUACAGAAGAUUAUUAAUAGAAGGUAUAUUGUAACAGAAUAUUUAAAUUUUAUAAUAUUUGUGUUAUUCUAUAUUAUUUACUUAUGAUUAUUGUAAUUAUUGUACUUCUUAGAGACUAACACAUUUUUAUUUAUUAU
This is a messenger RNA of Homalodisca vitripennis (glassy-winged sharpshooter), 1389 nucleotides long. RefSeq names its product ras-related protein Rap-2a-like. The record is from RefSeq and is a predicted model, not a curated record. Bases 56 to 928 code for a protein of 290 amino acids. Lineage: Eukaryota; Metazoa; Arthropoda; Insecta; Hemiptera; Cicadellidae. The transcript is spliced from 6 exons. Gene Ontology annotation, cellular component: plasma membrane. Gene Ontology annotation, molecular function: calcium channel regulator activity; GTPase activity; GTP binding.